UCCGGGCACUUUGUAGUAAAUUUUCUCGAUGUUGUGCAUCAAAACUUGUAAAAAACACAAUGUCUGUUACAAAAAUAUGAUAUAAACAUACAGUUUAAUUACAUGACAGUUUCUUUCUUCCAAUUUCUUUUGAAUUAUCAGUCAUAUUUUCUUUCAAUUUCGUAAAACGUCAACCAAAGAAAAACGUUUGGGUAAUCUCUUUCUCACUGAACUUUGCUCGGCUUAUUUUGAAAAUUUGAUUGCAUUUUUUUUUCACAAGUUAUUUGACAAGUAAGAAAGGCGUUUGUUACUGGUUUUAUCAGAGUCAGAUUACCUCGCUUCUUCUUUUACAAGAGACAAGAGGGUGAGGUAUGGACAGGGAGUCGGAUCGUGGUAGUAGUGAGGCAGGAAGUGGACGGGGCACGCCUCGGUCCCUUGACCAUGAGACAUUCAGAAGUGACACACCAGGAACAAUGCCUACUUACCAGUACUCCUUGGAUGAGCUGUACGAGUUAGAGAAAGCUCCUGCCUCACGCCUCGUUCCCGAUUGCUUAGAUAAAGAAUUUAUGGUGGAUGGUAUAUGGGACGCGGAGAAAUGGCACCGGUCAUUUGGAGGGGGCGGCACUGGGAGUAAGAGUGGUUCACGUGGACCGUCUCCUCUCAAUCCGCUAGAUCCCAGAGAAAGACGCAGUGAAAUGCUGCGCAGAAAUUCUGGUAGCUCUGCUAAUCCAAAAGACCGUCUGAAGGAAGAGAAAGACAUGAUUGUGUUAAGUCCACAGAGGAGAAGUUUCGGCACGGGAUGUCACGUGUCCCAGCAACCUCUGUUGCAACGUGCCAUCAGCAACAUGGAAACUGAUAGGGAGAGACGGGAGCAGCGAAGAAUAGGUAGUGGUCGUAUUCAGAUUGAUCGAGAGAGAGGUAGGGACCAAGAUUUCAGAUCUGAGAGAGAAUACAGGAACGAAAGAGGACAAGAAAGACCUGAACGGGACAGUAGGGACUUUAGUGAUAUUAGAAAACCAUCCUUGUGUGUAUUUCAGAGGGAUUUCAGAGACCAUGGAAGUAGAUACAAUAACAGACGUGACCGACGAGACUCACAUAGAGAAGAAGAACCGGAAUGGUUUAGUUCUGGACCGAUUAGUAAAAGUGACACGAUUGAACUGCACGGGUUUGAACGUGACCGCCGAGAUAGUGAUCGACAGAAGGAGGACAGAGGUAAUGAUGCACCCAAGGUCAAACAGAAAGAAAUACGAAAACAGCAAGUACAUCAACAUAUACAAGAACAUGUGGAGGUAUCUGAUGAGGACGAAAAGCGGGAUGAAGGUAUUAGUGUAGCCGACAGAAAUGGCAGUUUAGAGACCAAUGAGUCCAGUUCCCCGGAAACAAACACGUCAGACCUCGAGAUACGGCCCAAUAAAUCAAAUCCUGGGCACAUACCAUCAUUCGACUUUAAUGAGUUUUUCAACAUUGAUAACAUUCCUGGACUUUCAGCGCCUGAUGAAUCUGUAGCAGAUACUGACCCAGCAAAUAUUGGUGGGAGUAGAUUCUACCAGCUUUAUAGAACAUCAUUGGCUGGGAACCAGCAGGCUAAUGGUGGGAGUAAAGAGAACAGCCGGAGAUCUUCACUUAUGGAGGAUGAGUUUGGCUACUUAAAUGAUUUAUUGAAUGGUUCCAAGAGCCCUGUGAUACCCUCACCACCGCCUGGUUCAGCAGCCUUUGAACGUUCUACUUUCCUGACACCAUAUGCAUCCAGUGAUAAACAACAUCACCUCGAGUUUGGUACGGUUGGACAGAAGCUUGUGGCAAACAAUACUACAUUGGUUAAUGCACUCAUAAACAACGCUGCUGCCCUCAAUAGAUCAAGUCCUACUGGAAUGAAGAACUCUCCACAAGAGACUGAAGCUAAACUGAAGGCAUUGUUAUUUGGUCGUCUAGACUCUGCAUCUAGUAGUGGUAACACGACACCUGGCUUCAACUCCCCACUAAGUGCAACUGGAAAAGUUAAAACAGUGGCUGAGCUUGAGGGUGAGUUACAGACCAAUAAACCAGUACGAACACUUACCCCACCCACCCAUAUACACAGAGGAUCGCCAGCUGAUGGGAAUAGCGACCUGACGGCAUUCAACAAACUGAUCAGCUUGAUGCAGGCAGGAGCCGCUAGACCUGUAGAGUCUCCUAAACAACCUAUAAAGCCUGAACCUCGCCCACCAUCUCCAAUGUCAAGUUUACCCAGUCACAUCCAGCAAGCCCAGUUACAACAACAUAUGUUACAGAAUCAUCAAGCUGGUAUGCCAUCUCAGAUACAGGCCGGACACCAGCAACAUGGUUUACCACCGCAACUACAUGCUGGUCCCCCACAGCCACUUCAGGGUAGAGUUAUACAUAAACCAGAGCCAUUGCACCUACAAGGUCAUCCAGCACAGAACCAGAGAGCAAGUGUUGGUGAUAUUCCAUUUGAGAUGAUUGAUGGUUACCCUGGCAACAUGCACACACCCACAUCUGUAGCUCCACCCCAACAUAUGGGUCUUAGUGAUGCUACAGCAGCACAGAAACAAUUUAUGGAGGCUUUACAAAGAAACAAAGAACAACAAUUACAGAUUCGUCAAGCUGUUAUACAAAACAUGCGAAGUACUCACAACAGUCAGCCACCACUCCUUGCAUCACAGAUAGCCACAGGUCAACACUCCACACCCCAACAGGCUCCACCAAAUAAUAUUCAAGGGAGACGAUCAUCAUCUGGGGAUCCUGUGAUGAGCUUCUUGAAGGCAAAUCCUACCAUUAUAACUAAACCUGCAUCACCCACGCCACCACCCCAACAGCAACCGCAAAUACCCAUCAUGAACUUUGUCCAGCCAGGGACAUCACCCCGUGGACCAUCACCAUCACCGCUACAGUCGACUCUCCUGUCUCGUCAAGCCCAAGGCUCUCCAAGAGUACCUUCACCUAUCAUGUUUAGUCAACAACCCCCGAUGCAUUUGAGUGCUCCUUCACCUAUACAUCCUUCACAGGGAGGAAGUUCCCUGUCCCAGUCACCUGUAGGCCAGCCAGCCAAUACUAGUACUGUAAAUACAAUAAGACCUCCAUCAGUUCCUCGAGUACCCAGUCCACAAGAGUUAAUAGUUCAUACACAAGCCAUUUUACAAAAUGCCCUCAUAAAGAAACAGCUUGAAGAUCAAAAAGAAAGAUUUUAUAAGAAACAGCAAGAGAGAGUAAAGUCUCCUGCAAUGGUAGGGGGGAAGAUCAUGCCAGAUAACAUGCAGGGUCCAACAAGAACAUCGCCAGCACCUGUCACCUCUACACCUGUUGCUGCAAAGAGUGCUGUGAAUGUAGCAUUUACACCAACGUCUGUAAUUCGUAAGAUGCAUUCGGAGAAAGCUAGUGAGAAGGAAAAAUUGAGGAGAGAUAGUGCAGAUCUAGUUGAAGGUUCAGAACGUGACAAUCAGGUAGAGCAUAUUUCAGAAAUGGACAAUAAAGCACAGGACCAACAAGUCUCUCCACUACGGCUAGACCAUUCACUACAGCACAACUCUUCGGCUACAUCCGUCAGCAUACCCCCACCCGCUGUGAUCCACGCAGUACCGCCACCACCACUACCUAAUCAGGUCCUACCUAACAUGGUCGCGGUGUUACCCGGCCUGCCACCGUUUAAUACUAACCAGUUGACGCACCUACCCCCUCCCCCGCCCCUCGUCUCUACACACCUACCACCACCGUUACUGAGCCCAGGGGCGUUGCCACCACCGCCUCAUCCACAGUCUACAGCCCUGGUCACUCAGGAGCAGAUCGACGCAGUGAAGUCUCAGCAUAUCCGCGCUCUGAUUGGUCAGCAGAAUGUGAACACGUCUCUCUGUGCUAGUCUAGCUGCCGUCUCGACAGCUUUACCUACAACCGGAAGACCAAUUGUUAAAGGCAAUGUAUCCGUGGCACCGCCCAUGGUCACGCCCAACUCUAAAGACAUGGGUCAGAGACCUAUAAUGGGAGGCAAUACUCCAGUUGUUUCAGCAGUGGACAUGGCUAAACUUCUGCAGAGACAAAAUAUAAGGGGUCAGACUUCCACCCCCUAUGCCAUUCCAAUUCCUGGUGGUAGAAUGCCAAUACCCACAAGCCCUGUAGUUGGCCCUCAGCCACCAGGUCAGGGAACCAGUCCUGUUUACAUUCAUCAAAUGGUACCUGGCACUAGUCCAAGAGGUUACAAUGUCAAUCAGUAUCCACAAUUGACGAGUCUUCAAGCUCAACAGCGUAUGAUAGAUCCUCGCACAGCCCGUUGCCCACUAGUCCAAACAUCGUUACCGGGUCAAGGCUUUAACCCACGUACAUUUAACCCUCAAAUGGGCCAACAUAAAAAUGGCCCUAUUUCACCUGGUAUUCCAGUUUCCAUGGUAACAGUUACAAACAGCGGUAACAAGCAGGAUCUUAUGAAGUGGUUCGGCACAGACAUGUUAAAAACUCAAUUACCCACAAUGCCGCCACUUCCUGUACAAGGUCACGCUCAUCGAGUACUUACUCUGGACGAGCUAGAGCGUACUUAAGGGGAGACUAUUCUAAUGACACUUUAAUGUGCAGGUUUCAGAAGACGUUCAUCGACAAUGUAAACUGUGUAUAUAUUUGGAACAGUUAUUUCGUUGUUACCCAAAAUAUAUAAUCACACAUGACUGGAUAUAAAAAAAUACAUGAAUAUGUGUUUGGGUUGUUGUCCUGGACAACUAUAAAACUUACAAGAUAGAAUUAUAGAGGCGCUACAAAAUCACAUUUUACAAACUUUAGAGAAUAGGGCAGGCAUUAAGAGGGAUGUUUGUAAAUAUUAAAAUUUCUGCAAAUCUCGUCAAAAAAUAAUACAUUAUGCUGACACGUUCUGAAAAAAACAUCAGUUUAUCUUCCCUCAACUAGAGUAAUGCAGUGCAGAUACAUCAUAUAUUCAGUCAUUGGAAAACAGGUAGAGCACUAAUGAAAUUAUGAUCAGACACUGAGAUUCCUACUUGCUUUGUUAUACAAAGUUUUUGGAGUUUUUAAUCGUUUAAAUAUCAAAAAGUUUGCUGGCCCAAAAUGCCAUGUAAGCUUCAUUUCAUGAACAAAUUGGGGGGAAAAAGGAAAGAAGAUCUUAUAACUGGAGGAAAAAGUGAAUGAUAAGAUACGUUUUAGAAUUAGAAAUGGGAAUGAAAAAGAUCUUCCUGUGAUGUUUGUGGCAUUGAUCUUUUUGAGACGAAAGGUGUAAUUUAAGAUAGGCUUUAAGUUACCCUAAAUUAGGCCAGUAGUAUAGGUAAAGGUGUUAAACUUCUAGGUUUUAUAUGCAGCUUGGGACAAAUUCUGAUAUCCUUGCAACAAUGUAAUGAAUAAGAUAGAAGGGAUGUAUAUAAGGGCUUCUGUUACAAGAAUAUAUGGAAGAGAAUGAUCAUAAGGUUCAAGCUAAGCAUAGAAAGAUAAUGUUGUCCUAAGUAUCAAAUUGCAAUUUUAAACCUUUUUAUUUUUAUUCAUCCAAUAAAAAAAUUAUAAUAAAAAAGAAACGAAGUGAUUUUUACCCAAAAUUUAUGCAGACUUUUUAUGAUUUUAUUGGUAAAAAGGGAAAAAAAGUGGAAACAAAAAAAAAGAAAAAAGAUUUCAAUGUAAAAAGUUUUAGAGUGUAUGAUUGGUCAUGAGGAAUUUCAACAUCAAAAGUUGAAGUGAUAAAAUAAAAAUAAAGGAUGGUCUACUAAUACGAGUCUGCAAGAGGUCAGGUUUAUCUUACAUAUAUAAUGAUACUGAUAGCUAGCAGGUAGUCGUUGACCAGGAACACGAUUUAUAAUUAUAAAAAUUAGCCAAUCAAAUGACAUGUUACAAAAUAGUUACCCAAUCAAACGACAUAUAACCAAAACUUGGCAUUUACAUGAUACCGACCUUGACAUGUAGUAUAGAAAUAUGUUAAAGGCAAUUUUUUUGCCUCACACAUUUAGUGUAGCAUCAUCAUAAAGUAUGAUGAAGUCUGAGAAAAACAGAUUAGUGCCAGUUUUAUUAGGCAGACAUUAUAAAUCUGUAUUUGAACAGACUAAAAUAGAAAAAGAAAUUGUUCUUUCAAACAUGCUUAUAACUUAGUAAUCCUUUAAUACAACAGACAAGAAAUUACUUGUGUUUAAAGACCUGUUUAUUAUUAAUAUAUCUGAUGAAUAAAUUUAUUUAAAGAAAUACAUUACCCUGAUUGUGUGGCAUUUGUUAAUGUCAGUUUUUCAAAAAUUAAAUACAUUGAGGAUAUAUUAAAGUUCUGACAGGAGAGAAAUGAGCCUCGUCACGACAAAGCCAACAGAGUGCGUUUGCGACCAGCAUGGAUACAGACUUGCCUGCGCAGUCUGAUCAGGAUCCAUGCUGUUCGCUUACCAACCCUAUUACAAGUAGCAAAACUGAUAGUGAACAGCAUGGAUCCUGAUCAGACUGCGCGGAUGCGCAGGCUGGUCUGGAUCCCUGCUGGUCGCAAACGCAUUACAUUGGUUUUGUCAUGGUGUGGCUCAAAAAGACGUGAAAUAGUUGACAGCUCAUAGCUGUGGACCAAAAAUUAGAUUAUAUGUACAUACUGUAAAUAGUGUAAAUACGGUAAAAUAUAGUGCUGUAAUGUAAAUAUAUAUGGUACAAAAAAUACUUUGUUGUAGACCAUUUUUCUUCAGUGUUUAAUUUAAACUUUAGAAAUUAAUGUAUAUAUUUUAAUGCUGAUUUUCAUGCACUGUUGACUUAUAUUAUGAAUGUUUUAUGCUCUCUUUUUUUUUGUGUGUGUGUGUGUAAAUAUAUGUACUUAUGUAGUGGCCCUGUUUGUGUGUUUCAUUUAUUGUAUGCAACUGACUUUUGUUUUGUGAGUAAAUAGAGGAAUAAGAAAUUGAUAACAGAGGGAGAAAAAAAAAUCCCAUGAGUUUGUUUUAUGUACCUGUGACUGCCCUGUAGUUUCCUAGUAAAUAAUGGAAAAAAAAAAUGGGGGGGGGGGGUGUAUUAUAUAGUCCCGUUUUACAAAUAGAAUGACAGAUAUAAAAAAAAAUUGUUCGCUAUAUUUUCAUGUGAAUUGAUGAAAAAUCAGGGUUUUUAUGCCAUGCCAGUGUGAUCUAUACAGUGAGUGAUAUGAAUUUUAUCUCACUGGUGGUAAAAUCCUGAAUUUCAUUCUUAAACAUAAAGAAAAUGGAUUAAUAAAGAAAUCAGUGAGUUGUUAACAUAGGUUAUAAUAUUACGGGAUAAGCUAUAUUGAAAUUAAAAAAAAAAAAUUAUUUUACUUUUCAUUUUGUCUCUCAAUUUUUUGGGAGUCUCUAUCUUGAAAUUUUAAAGGGUUUUGAUUUUAUUUCAUUAUGUUGCCCAUUUUUCUUUAAUUAAGUUUUUUUUGUUUUUUUUCAUUGUGUCUUGGCAUAUCAGUGUAAAUAAUGGUAUUCAUAUUGUUGUAAAUAUGUAGUUGUUUUUUUUCUCCGCCACUUUUAAUAGUGUUUUUAUUCUAUUAAUAGACAUGUUAUAUUAUUUUUCUUUUCUAUGCUUAACUGAUUUAUCGUAAAGUUGUGUGAAUUUGGAUGGGUAAAUGUGUUUUUAAACAUGUCAUAUUUGGUUGAUUAUAGAACAGUUCUGAUCUCCCAUGACCCUGCCUGUCCCUACCCACAUUCUUCCAUUCAUUUUUGUGAUUUUUUUUUAGUGAUCUAAUUUACAUGUAUUUUGUAUUAUUCUUCCAACAUUUCAUACCUUUCAAAACUUAGUUUGGUGCAAUAUUGAAAAAAAAAUUAUUACAUAUUUUCUUUUUAUAAUUUGUUUGCAUGAACGUAUUUUUUUUCGUGCUUUCCUUUCGUGAAGAAUUGGUCAGAAACUUGGAUUUAAUAUAUACAAUAUGGGUUGUGUCUAAGGAACUGGAGGAUACUGAUUGUGCAGCUAUAUAAAGAUUGGUUUGUCACCUGUAG
This is a messenger RNA of Ruditapes philippinarum (Manila clam), 7859 nucleotides long. Its product is annotated as eukaryotic translation initiation factor 4E transporter-like. Gene Ontology annotation, cellular component: nucleus; cytoplasm. The coding region runs from base 351 to 4505 and encodes 1384 amino acids. Gene Ontology annotation, molecular function: mRNA binding. Gene Ontology annotation, biological process: negative regulation of translation. Lineage: Eukaryota; Metazoa; Mollusca; Bivalvia; Venerida; Veneridae. The record is from RefSeq and is a predicted model, not a curated record. The transcript has 27 exons.